AUGGUAAUUUUGUGGAUGAAUCUGAAUGGGGGAAGUACUGGAGAUCGACAAAAAAAAUUGUUUUCUGUCUUGACAGGUUUGUGUGGCGUGUCUGUUGCCGAUCUUCCUAAUCCCAGUGGUCAACGCUCUCCCGUUGCUCUUCCAUUUUAUCCUUGUAAGUCGCGUCGAUCUCUUUACGUCAUUCCUAGUGGAUGUGAUUUCUUAAACUGUCUCUCCAGUCUUGUUUUUCGAUAUGUUUAUGUUUUAAAUCCGCAGCGAUGAUCGUCGCCGUCUCUAUUUGUUUCUGUCACUCGUGAUUAAUGACCAACAUCUAGAGGAAUUAUGUCGUAUUUUCCGCUUUUUUUAGUGCUAGUUUCAUGGUUGAGCGUCUUUCAAUGGAUCUGAUGCUUUCAUUAGAUACUCUUAUUUUCUUCUUCUUCUUUGCGAGGAAUAUCAUCCUGAGUAUGGCACAGUGAUGAUGUCCUGUGUUACUGAAAAUAUGUAAUUAAUUUUGUAAAAAAGUUUGUAUGGUGUGUUCUUGUCAUAUAAAAAUAUUUUUGACAUUUCACUGGGAUCUCAUGAGUAGAAUUGGAAUUUCCUGGGGAGUUUAGAAAAUUUAUGAGGACGUUAUUUUGUAGAUCUUCAUGCGACUUUAGGUAACAUGAAGAGAUCAGAAUUGGUUACGUAUUCUCCUCUCUGAUCCCACUUAACGAAAUAUACCUCCCAGACUCCCACUAUUCAUCCCUCAUCUAGAAAUUUUGGCUGAUCCUAUUGUAAUUCGAAUGUACAACAAAAGUUAUUAUCAUUUGACCUCAUUUAGGCAUUCUUGCUGAAAAUUUCUUUCUUUUUUUUCACAAAUAUCAAAAUUUGGAGUCAGGAAGAAUGAUCCAGGAGCAGGCUCAUAACGUAGUUAUAAGGGAGGUGAUAUGGCAAGCCUAUGAAAACAAAAUUGCAGCUUACAGUCGUGUCGUUGAUGAUUUGCUUUGGUAACACAUAUUAAAGAUAGGAUGUUUUCAUGAUUGAUUCUUUUCUAUUCUUGCACCCCGGAUGUGUCAAUAAUAUUGUUCUAAGCUAUACAAAGUGGUAAUCAACAUUUAACUCAUUGGGUUUGUAGAUUUUCAGCUAAAAUUUAUCACAAAGCCUCGUACUUUUCGCUUAUGUUGUUUUCAAGUGAAAGGCACUCAAGUAGUCAUUAUAUUAGAAGGUUAAGAGACAGAAAAGUGGCAUGAAAACCUUAUAUUAGAAGAAAAUAUGGUCGUUAAUUAGGUUGUUCAGAUCACUGUGGCAGAACUGUGAAAGUGAAAAUGCCUUAUAGUAGGGCCUGAGCUGUGAUUGAUAGAAGAUCAAAUUUGUGCUCUUGAAUCAUGUAAUGAAUUCAAAAGUGUGUUUGUUCUUGGGAUGGUGUGAUGAUCCAAGAGUGUGUUCGUUCUUGGGAUGAUAUGUUUGACAUACAUGCAUAUGAGAGAAAGAGAGAUGGAACGUGGGUGCUUUCGUAAGGGCAUAACAUGCAACUUUCUUUCGGAAAAAAUAGUUCCAGUCGGUAAACGUUCGAACAAGAGAUAAAUCCAUAGCUUCCAGCGACUGAACUUAGAAUAAUAGAUAUUAACUUUAGUCGUCCUGUGGUAACGUUUAUUGAUUCAUAAGCAGACCCCCCUGAUGCGAGAUGGUCAGAAAUAGGCAGACUGACUGAACAAGUAACUAUUCGUUCGUAGAAAUUUUCACUGCAUUCUUGUCGUAGUGUAUCCAACAAAUGUACUAUUUCUUUUGAUGAAGUCAGAUUAUCAUCUGGUUUUUCAAGUAUCACCUUUCUUUUCUUUGUCGUCAUCCUUGCUUCUUUCUCCAAUCACGUGAUUUUCAAAAUUAAGGGUGCAUAAUAUUGUUCUUUGCAUAUGAUUUGAUCUGGAAGGAUUCUUAAGACAUAGAAGAAGCAACAUUAGCAUUUGAGCAAUGUUGAUUAAUUUUACUAGUUAACGGUGUCCUUUCAUUUUGCAGAGCAAAAUUUAUGGGCUUUUUGGAUGGGAAUACAGGAAACCUGUGAGGACUCCCCCAACUUGUCCUUUUAGGCCUGCAUCGAGCAAGAAUAACCAGGUAUAUACGCUUUUUCGUGACUGUAUGGAAAUCGUGGGCAUCUUGGUUGAUGCUCAUCUUACCUUCUUCUUUCAUUUCUUAGCACUGGUGGAGUUAAUAUUUUUGUCUUUUGAGAUGUCUGUUAUCUUAUGUUGACUGAUGGGUAGCUUCUGUUUUAAUUCGCUCUGUUUUAAUAACUUGGAUUUAUGCUAGAGGUCUAUAUCUGAAUUUUACUGUAAGCAGAACGUAAAAAAUGCAAAUUUGCUAUAUUCUUUUGAGAUAGCGUGAGAUCUGGUAAGAGAAAUAAAAGGAUGCGCUGUGAAAGAAGUUAGCCAUUCGAUUAUUCCAUGCACUGAUUAGGAGACAGAUUCACUGAUAAUAGGCCUCCUUUUUAACGUGAGAUAAGUGACAUUAUUUCUUCGAUGUGAAAAGAUGACAUAAUAUCCAACUCGAAAUCGUUUUCUGACUUUCAGUUGAUUUUAUUAUACAUCAAACGGCCUCACUGCUUGACGAAUCUUGGCAGGGCGCCGUUGAAAUCCAGAACCCCCACACUGCUGGGGAACCCACAAAGACGCCUUCACAGGAGGAUAUCAAGCAGGAUUGA
Molecule: messenger RNA, 2650 nt
Organism: Spirodela intermedia
Lineage: Eukaryota; Viridiplantae; Streptophyta; Magnoliopsida; Alismatales; Araceae
Source: the annotation of a GenBank genome assembly